Aspergillus vadensis CBS 113365 is the source of this 558-nucleotide messenger RNA. RefSeq lists its product as uncharacterized. The coding region runs from base 1 to 558 and encodes 185 amino acids. Lineage: Eukaryota; Fungi; Ascomycota; Eurotiomycetes; Eurotiales; Aspergillaceae. The transcript has a single exon. The record is from RefSeq and is a predicted model, not a curated record.
AUGUGCCAGCAGCAACAAGUUCUACUGCAACGCGUAAAUAGUCUGGAGCAAUGGCAAUCCCAGGUUGUGGCCCAGAUGUCGUCGGGCGGAAUGCCGGGCGCCAACUCCAACCACUCUGGACAGAGCCAAACGGAAUGCCAACAGCAUAUUCCAGCUAUUCAGUCGGCGCAGCAUGAUACGGUGUCAGACGUGGCGCAAACAGACCAUGUGGUGCACGUGCCGCUGGCGAGUCAGGCUCAACAUCAAGGAGAACAGAAUCAAUUCAGUCAGCGAGUGUCGCACCGUAGGGUGUCAAAUUCGUCACAAUCCAAACACGUCCCAGCGUCCCGCCAAGGUCAUAACCAGGAGAGCCAGAACCAAGCCGUUCAGCCAACACCGCGCAAUGGCGGAUUGCAAUUGACGCAAACAAAUCGCGUUUCGGAACAGAUUCACCACCAGGAAGGGCAGCAACUAUCCCUAAAGCAGGAAGACGAAAGCCAGAACGAGAAACAAUGGCAACAAUGCCCCAGUAAACCCAAGCCCGGAGUAACCGGCGGUCAUUCAUUGAUUAGCGUCUAA